This is a messenger RNA of Penicillium longicatenatum, 4218 nucleotides long. It is a transcript of the gene eaf1, whose product is annotated as MYB and HSA domain protein. The transcript has 3 exons. NCBI's taxonomy places the organism in Eukaryota, Fungi, Ascomycota, Eurotiomycetes, Eurotiales, Aspergillaceae. Bases 1 to 4218 code for a protein of 1405 amino acids. The record is from RefSeq and is a predicted model, not a curated record.
AUGCUCCGCGACGAGCUUCUCCGGUCUAAGAAUGAUGAGAUCGCAAACUGUUUGUUGUCGCGCAAGCGAAAACUGACCGAAUUGUAUUAUGCGACCGUGGGUUUUGAGGGUGCGACCGCCGACUCUCACUAUCAUCAAAAAGAACAGGCCUUCCUCGACGCCAACGACCUGUCUAAAGGCCGUUACUUUGAUGAAUCCACCUUACCGUCGCCUGCCCAUGCGCGCACUAGAGAUGCCACUAAAAAAGUGGUCGCGUCACCGGCAACAAUUGCGGCAACAUCUCAACAAGCUCCUGGUAUCACCUCCCCGCCGACAUUAGAUGGUAACGCUCUUUCAAUUCCGACCGAUGCCAGUUCCCAGAGAACACCUGCUGUGGCUUCGCUAGCAACCGCAAAGCCCGUCGCAUCUGUUCAGGAGGAUUCAACAAGCUUUAACGAGUCUCCUAUUCCUGCCACUAGCCCACAGGCAUCCCAAGGACAGGGCGUCUCAAUUUCUACCGCGCCACUCAAUCACUCGGUUGAACCGUCAAGCGCAUCCGUGCCAGAAACCCCCGUCAGCUCCCAAGGACAAAAUGGCGCAGAGGUCAAAUUCUCCCCAAAUGCAGCGACGACUAUCACCCCCUCACUGGAGAUCCCACCUACCUCUCUCCCCAAAAAGAAACUCGAUUCGCGACCUUCUCUCACAAUAGGCCCCUCGAACCAAGAUCAACCGCUCUCCCCCGCCUCCUCCAUCGAUCCAUAUUCUAAUAAUACGCCCGCGCCCGUCACUGCGUCUCCCGUCACCAGCCCUGGAGAGGAAGCUGCAGAAGCUGGGAAGAGCGACCACCCAAGUCCUCAACAUGAACGACCCAUGCAACCGCGUCGAAGCUUGGUUCCUUCGACUCCCGAUGAGCAAUUGCGAAUGGAGGAAGCACAGUCAAUGCAGAUUGCGGAAGAAUCAAAGACCGAGCAUCCUUCAUCGAAUGUGGUGAUUGAGGAGAGUGUGGGUCUCAAUGCCGAUAAGGAUUCCAUGGAGAUUGAUGAGGGAUCUAUCGAAAGAGUAGACCAGACAAAACUUCAAGACCAAUCAACUGCGGCUGGAACUGAAGAUCUGUUACCAACUGAUCGCUCAUCUGAAGGAAUGGAACCUGUUAAGGAUGCCGACGACGCAUCGGCGAGCAAAAAGCUAAAAACCAUUCCCCCAGCGCAGCCUGGUCUUUCACAACCCGAACGAAUGACAACCCGAGUGUCAUCAGGGGCUAUUCGACACAAGUCUGUUUCGGAAAUACUCGGAGAAACACCUCGAACUCCCCAUACCGUCAGCGAUCAUGACGCUCCUGAUAGUGUGGCCCGCAUGCGGUUCAAGGAUCGUAAAGACCGCGAGAAGGAGAGAACUCGGCUUGCGACUGUUGUUUUCCCCCACAUGACUCCCCAGCAGGAUAAGACAGAUUCGAUGGAUCUUGUGCAUGGAGACUCUGGUGAUGCCAUUGCCAAGCUGAACCAGGAGCAAGACUAUCUCUUCACGUUGUUCUUGAAUCGGGCAUAUGCGCCUCCUAGGGGAAUGAACAUGAGCACGCUUCUUGCAUCUGCUCAUAAAACCUUAAGCACUGACAACCAUUCGUUGGAAUACAAAGAGCAAAUGAAUUGCCGUACCUUGCGACGCAUAUACGCAUUGCAGAACGCCAAUCGGUGGCCCCUUCGGCAAAUGAAGCGGACUCCUGAACCUUCUCGCCAGGGUACCCAUUGGGAUGUUGUCCUGGAUCAUAUGAAGUGGAUGCGAACAGAUUUCCGCGAAGAGCGAAAAUGGAAAAUCGCAGCCGCUAAAAGUUGUGCUGACUGGUGCGCAGAAUAUGUAAACAGUGAUGAGGAACACCGAACUCUACUUCGUGUGAAUGUCAAGAUCCCAACGCCAACUGCUUUAGUACAAGAUAACUCAAAGACAGAGGGUGCUUCUCCUGAAGAUGUGAGCGACGAAGCUGCAGCAUUUCACCCAACUCCAGACCUUGUACCAUCGGCUGAGGAAGAAUCAGUCAGUGAUGGCUUCAACGAUGAGGCUCGACAUGAUCUUCGGGAUACUGUUGCACCUGCUGCUAUCUUCUCUCUUGGUUCGGAUGAGUUCAACUUUUCUGUCGACAUGACUCCGGCGGCAGAGAAGCUUCUUGAUGAAUUACCACUUUACGAACCGUUGCGAUUUACUCAGGAUACUCAUUUGCUUGCUUUCAAGCAACCUCCUGAUUCAGUCUGGAAAACUGAGCUUCUGCCGGUUUCUAAAUUUGCUUCUACCAAAAUCAUAUUUCGCGACGAUGAACGACCUCGCAAGCGAAGUCGCUACGACUAUUCGCAAUAUGGUUCUGAUUUGGAAUAUCGUAUUACUGAUAUUCCCCCGGAGCAGAAUAACGUCGCCUUGUUCCGGCCCGAGAACAAACCCAUACGUGAUCGCAUUCAUCCUGGCCACUCUUUUAGACCACCAACUGAACAUCCCAUGCCGUCUGUGGGUUUCUUCGAGUCUCGACAAUCUUCACAAUGGACCAUGUCUGAAGAUGAUGAACUUCGUCACUUGGUCAAGGAGUAUUCCUACAAUUGGUCGUUGAUCUCCAGUUGCCUAACAUCACCUUCAUUGUUCACUUCUGGAGCCGAGAGACGAACCCCCUGGGAAUGCUUCGAGCGCUGGGUAGGGUUGGAAGGUCUUCCAGCGGACAUGUCCAAGACCCAGUACUUCCGAGCUUAUCACCAGAGACUUGAGACAGCCCAGCGUACUGUGCUAGCCCAACAGCAAGCACAGCAGCAGCAGCAGGCACAACAGCAAGCCAACAAUGGCCAAGUGCAGCCACCUGUUCGUCGUCGGACGACUCAACCUCUACGGGUAGAUAGGAGAAGAUCCUCUCGACACCUCGCGUUGUUGGAUGGUAUGCGCAAGCUGGCUAAGAAGCGGGAGACAAUGAUUCAGAAGCAACAGCAUGCCUCUCAUCUCGCUUCGCUAAGAAAGGCAAAUGAAGCCAACCAGCCCAAGCCUCCAAUCACUACUCCUGCGGAAUUCAGUCGUCUAAAGUAUGAACGGGAAAUGAAGCUGCAAGAAAGACAGGAACAAUAUCGACAACAGAUGAUUGCUCAGCAAAGAGCCAGUCUCGCUGCUCAACGUGCUGGACAGUUGCCUAAUCAGCAACAGCCUGCGAUGAAUGCUCAAGGACGACCACCCACCAGUAUGCCACCCAAUUCUGCCAAUGCAGCCAUGCCCAAUGGGACACCGAAUGGAGUUCCUGCUGGUAUGCCUCCCGGUGCUGGCGUCAACCAAGGUCGAACCCAGCCGAUGCAGGGAUUGCCUGCUGCAACGACGCCAGUGAAUGGCCAAUUGCCUGCCAAUGCGAUGGCCAUGAAAAUGAUGCCUCAGGGCCAAAUGCAACAAACCGUGGGCGCAAGGCCCGGUAUGGCGAUGCAGACAUCUCCGGAUAAUACACGUGUCAUUCGAGAAGCCAAUCGUCUGCAGGAACAGCAACGUCUGUUGCAAUCUCGACAGGCCCAAGUUCCUCAACAGGGUCAGCCCCAGCAGGCACAGCCGCCAUUCCAUAACCAGCAGUUUGCGCCUCAGGGAUCCCAUUCGCCAAAUCUUAACAAUAUGCCGAACGUUAACGGUGGUCCCAACAACCCUGCAAUGAUGGCAGCGAUACAAGCCCAAGGAGGAAUGCAAAGCCCCUCGUUCCACGCUGGCACACCUCAAGGUGUUUCAACACCUUCCCCUCGCAUGGGCCAGCCUAAUCCUCUCUCGAGUGGCGUUGUUCCAACCAUCAGCACUUUCCAAAGUCAAAUCCAACGUGCCAACCCCAAUCUCUCUGCAGAGCAGAUCAGCAAGAUGGCUACGGAUCGACUCAACCAGUAUCAGCAGCAGCGCAUGUCCCAGCAAGCGGCUAUGAAUGCUGCCGCCGGGGGCAUGAAUAAUGUCCAAGCCAACUAUCAAGUGCCGCAUGAUGGAAACUUCCAGACUCCUCAGCAGCCGGGCAUGUCUAACGGUAACCCAGCAAUGCAGGUCCCUCAGAACCAAGGUUUCUCUCCGAUGAUGCGUGUCCCUCAAACAAACCAGCAGAAUCGGGUUGCUCCUACCAGUUCACCUGCUAUGAAUGGAGCUGUUCCUCAGACCAGUCGAAGCGCAACGCCUCAGACUCAGCGCAGUGGCAGCGCGCAGGCUGCCGCUGUGCAAGGCUCCAACAAGAGUCCACACCCACCUGCUCAGACAGCGAGCAGUUAA